CCCUUUAUGUCAAUACAUCGUACAGUUAACAUGAGAGUAGGAAUACAGUAGGACACUAUCUGACGAAAGCAAGCUCUUGCAUUGCUUCCUACUUGUGAUUCAGUGAAACUCCCUUCCUUUGUCAAUCAAUACACUAAGGAAUUUGAGUCGGGAUAGUUAGCUUGAUCGACUUAUUUGCAUUUUUACUUGGAUAUCUACGGAAAAGCAAUCAUGGUUGCAAUGACAAAGCGAGUGAAGACCUUUGAGGUAGUCUUCAACGACCCUACCAAGACAUUUUAUUGCAGUGGAGAUAAAGUAGCCGGGAAGGUUGUUGUGGAAGUAUCCGAGGUGACCAGAGUCUCAGCUAUGAAAGUGCUAGGAAUUGGAUGCGCGAAAGUGGAAUAUGCCAAAGGAAAACAACGCUGCCGCGAGGAGAACGAGUAUCUCAGAUACGAGGAAGUUGUUCAUCUGGAUGAUCAGCCAGCUGAUACUGAUGGAUCAGUCAUUCUGAGACCUGGCAACAAGUACGAAUACAUGUUUGGAUUUGAGCUUCCCCAGCAAGGGCAGAUUGUGUCUUCCUACAAGGGCAAGUUUGGCUAUGUCCAGUACUACGUCAAGGCCCUCAUGGAGAGACCUGCUCAGCAGCCCCUGGAGUGCAAGAAACACUUUGAGGUGGAGGAGCCCCUGGAUGUGAACACCCCAGAUCUGCUGUCUCCCACAGGUGGGAUGAAGGAGAAGAAGGUCACCUGCAUGUUCAUCCCAGAUGGCCAGGUGUCCCUUAACGCCAAGAUCGACAGGCGAGGCUUCUGCGAGGGCGAGGACAUCUGCAUCAACGCCAAGUUCGAGAACACCUGCUCCAGAAUAGUGGUGCCCAAGGCGGCCAUCAUCUCCAAGCACACCUACCAGGCUGGUGGGCGCACCAAGGUCUUCCGCCAGAAGCUGUCUUCGGUGCGUGGGAACCAUAUCAUCUCAGGGAUGUGUGACGCCUGGCAGGGGAAGAGCAUCAGAGUGCCCAAGAUCAAACCAUCCAUGCUGGGCUGCAAUAUCAUCCGUGUGGAGUACGCCCUCAUGAUCUACAUUCACAUCCCGGGCAGCGAGAAGCUGAUCCUGGAGCUGCCCCUGGUCAUCGGCACCGCAGGCCUGGGCAGCCGCACCAACAGUGUGAGCAGCCAGGACGGCUCCGUCAGCAACGCCUCCCUGAGCUGGGUGUCCCUGCAGAUGCCCUCGGCCCCGCCGAGCUACUGUGACAUCACCCGCGACUGCCGCCUGGACCAGCCCCUCACGCCCCUGCUGGAUGACUUCGACGGGGACGACAGCCCCAUCUUCAUGCACUCGCCCACCUUCCAGUUCCCAUCGCCCCCAGCCUACACUGAGGUCGAUGAAGAGUACAAUGGCAACGCACGCAUGCUGCAAGUCUGCUGAACUCUCAGCGCUUCAGAACUCUGGUCCACUAUAUCGAGACGUCGAAGGCACUUGGCUCACUGGAAAAGGAGCGGAAGGUCCACAGUACUGUCUGCGAGAGGUUUCGGAUGGACUUUGGAAAGUCUCGGGGCCAUGGGUCCCAGAGCCCUGGUGUGCAGAGAGUCGAGGAAGUGACAGUUGAGUGGCAAGGGGCUUUUGGUGCCGACCCGCACCGGCAGCCAUCUUUUGUUUUAUCGCGCUACACCACCCACAUUGAUCUUUUUUCGUUUCCUUCCUUGAAAUUGGUGCUGUUCCCACCUCCGAAGGAAAGCCGCAAACCUUGCGGUGUGCUUCGUUAUGAAUAAGCUGCUCCUUCCAGUAAUCCAAAGUUUGUGGGGUGAGAGAUCAUUGUUGAGAAAUGAAGAUGGUCUGAUUGUUAUUUCUAAAUCAUGUUAUCACUCCAUGAGUUUUCCAGAGGGGCCAGUCCUCAACAGAUUGGGAAUGAUCUCACUGCUUUUUGGGGUGGUCCAUCAUGGUGUAAUCAUUCCAUAUGAAUCCUAUAUUUCAAAAUAUAGUAUUGAUUUCAGGAACAAUGGCUUUUGCUGGGAAUAGUUAAUGUCCAAACAUGAUACCCUUCAGCUUGUUAGGGGCAACAUUUUUGUGAGCGAAAUGUCAAGCUAAUAUUUGUUGUGCUAGAAAACUACUGCAUGUUGAAUAUGUUCCAUAAGUAUCAAGGUUAUGCAGAGUCUGUAUAUGCUUAUGUACCAGUGUUUUUGAAACUGUGUGUAUUCCUGUAUGGUAUUGCACUUACUUAUGGAUGCAUAUUGCUCUAUAACUGCCUACAGGAAAGUUCCUGGAUUUAAUUUAGUUUCUCUUUGUUGCUUUGAAUAUGGUUCCUGGUAAGGGGGUAUGUUUGUCUGUACAAUCCUUGUACAAGCACCCAAUAUUGUGAUGAAAGUUAAACAAGGACUUAAAUGGUUUCUAAUUGGGCUAGGUCACUUGACCAAAAUAUAUGGACCCUUCAAAGUGCCAAACAGGAGUGUUUUUGGGCUUGGACCCCUAGCUUGCCUGAAGACAUUGAGGAAUGCACCUUUUUGUAUGAGCAAUUUGUGUUUCCCUACACAGCAUUUCACUGUGGGACGUCUACAGUCGUUCUGAAAUUUCUCGUUCGUCCUCUCUUUUGUUUAAGACUGAUCUGUAAGACUGCAAAUAUGCAAUGUAUUCUUUAUUAUUUUCUACAUAUCUGAGAUGGAAAGUAUUUUUUGUAUAAGACCCAAUGGGUUCGUUUUCUAUAAGGCAAAAUAAAACGUUAAAAUAAA
Messenger RNA from Osmerus eperlanus (European smelt), 2699 nucleotides. RefSeq names its product thioredoxin-interacting protein-like. Gene Ontology annotation, cellular component: cytoplasm. The record is from RefSeq and is a predicted model, not a curated record. Gene Ontology annotation, molecular function: ubiquitin protein ligase binding. NCBI's taxonomy places the organism in Eukaryota, Metazoa, Chordata, Actinopteri, Osmeriformes, Osmeridae. The transcript is spliced from 6 exons. Gene Ontology annotation, biological process: protein transport. Bases 211 to 1401 code for a protein of 396 amino acids.